Molecule: messenger RNA, 660 nt
Organism: Zasmidium cellare ATCC 36951
Lineage: Eukaryota; Fungi; Ascomycota; Dothideomycetes; Mycosphaerellales; Mycosphaerellaceae
Exons: 1
Coding region: 1-660 (219 amino acids)
Source: RefSeq, a predicted model, not a curated record
AUGUCCACCCACCUCCAACCCCAACCGCACUCCCACCUCCUCUCCCUCCCCACCGAACUCCGCCUCCAAAUCUGGGAACUCCUCCUCCUCCACCACGUGCACAUCCUCAAAACCCUCUUGCAGACCUCCCCAACCCACCGCCCCAUCGCAUCCCUCCUCCGCACGAGCAAGCAGAUCUACGCCGAGACCCUGCCCAUCCUCUACGGCGAGAAUACCUUCCUCGCGCAUCCGACGCUCCUCACGACGCUCCCGGCGUUCCUGCUGUCGAAGACGGGCUCUCAUCGUCCGUUGACUCUCCCGCCUAUCACGGCCCCGAGACUGCUGCCGCUUAUUAGGAAGUUUUAUAUCCACGUGCGUCUCGAUACGGAUCCUCGGUUCUCGAAGUUGCAGGCGACGGAGAGUUUUACGGGCGUGCAAGAGUUGGAGGUGGAAGUCUUCCAGGCGAUGUACGGGAGUUGCGAUUUUGAGGUGUUGAGGCUGUUCGAGGGCGUGAGAGGCGUGGGGAGGUGUGUGGUUUGGGGAAGUGUGGGCGAUGGGAGGUAUGCGGCUUGGUUGGCGAAGAGCAUGAUGAAGUCCGUAGGGGAGGAAGUGGAAGGCUUCAAGGAGGAGUUUGUAGGUGGAGACCGGGGGUGGCAUGCUUGGGCGCAGGGGAAUCGAUGA